Messenger RNA from Bursaphelenchus okinawaensis, 1325 nucleotides. NCBI's taxonomy places the organism in Eukaryota, Metazoa, Nematoda, Chromadorea, Rhabditida, Aphelenchoididae. The record is from the annotation of a GenBank genome assembly.
AUGGCCAAGAUUGAGUUAGACGCUAUUCCAGCCUUCGACUUCACAAAUUCCGUCCGUAAUGUCGCCUUGGAUGGUAUGGGAGUUCAGCCAUAUGUUCAUCGUUCUACUGGUACUACAAUUGUGGCCUGUUUGUCAAAGGUAUGUUGAUUGUGUAAAAUUUUCUUUGGUUUUUAGGUUUCUCUAAGAAAUUCAAGAUGGAGAUGGUUAAUGUAAAAAUGUUUGAGCUUUUUGGAAAUUAAAGUUAGAUGUUUUAGCUGUAGUUUUAAAUCAAAACACGGACAGUAAAUGAGGUUUCUUUAGCAAAAAUUUUGUUUUAUAGUUCGAUUUACUAUGGGGAUGGUUAAUACUCAAAUUAAAUAUAGCUUUUAAUAAAAUUACAAAUUAAAUUUAUGUAAAAGUCUUGGUAUUUCAGCUUUAUUUUAGUAACUAAUUAAGAUAGCCAACUACAAAAAUGUUUUGGUUACAGAUGGUGUUUAAAGCCUAUAGAAAAAAGUUUUUAAUUUGUCCACUAAAAGUAUUAUUUUAGACCGGUUUGGUGAUGGGAGCUGAUUCUCGUGCUACGCAAGGAAACGUAAUUGCUGACAAACAAUGUGAGAAGGUCCACAAACUCACCGAAUCCAUGUAUGCUUGUGGUGCCGGUACAGCUGCUGACCUUGAUCAAGUUACAAAGAUGUUGGGAGCUAACUUGCGAUUGUUGGAGUUGAAUACGGGAAAGAAGGCUCGAGUGAUAUCUGCUUUGAAGAUGGCCAAACAGCACUUGUUUAAAUACAUGGGAUACAUUGGAGCUUACUUGUUGAUUGGAGGAGUUGACUCGACUGGACCUCAUCUUUACGAAUGUUCAGCCAAUGGUACGACAAUGGCCAAGGCUUUCGCUGCUGAUGGUAGUGGAAGUUACUGUGCUAUCACAGUUUUGGAACGUGACUUCAAGAAGGAUAUGACGGUGAGUUUAUUUCAUAUUUUAUAAGUUAUGAAGUUUUAGAAAGGUGUUCUAAAAGUUUAGGUGACACAUUUAAUGUUAUCCUACACUAAUAGCUCUGUAAAGAUGCGGUUUUUCUGAAACAACCUAUUUUCAGACUGCCGAAGCCAAGGCCUUGGUCCAACGCGCACUGGAAGCUGGUAUGCAUGGAGAUAACAUGAGUGGAAACUCGUUGAACUUGGUCAUCAUGGAGAAAGAGGGCACCGUCUUCGAAGGGCCGAUCGUUCCAGAAUUCUGUAAACUCCCCGAGCCUUUGGAUCUACAGUACAAGUUCAAGCCUGGAACAACCAAGAUCUUGACCCAAAAGACCUUCAAAUACGACAUUAUUGAGUCCAUGGACAUGCAUUAA